Messenger RNA from Chara braunii, 5035 nucleotides. The record is from the annotation of a GenBank genome assembly. NCBI's taxonomy places the organism in Eukaryota, Viridiplantae, Streptophyta, Charophyceae, Charales, Characeae.
GACGGUAGACAAGAAGUGUCGCUCAUUACCCGUCCUCGUUACAGAGGACCAGGAAGAAUAUUACGAGAGGGAACGAGGGUUGAUUCGACGAAUGAGGGAAAGUGCUUUAGCAGGGCCAUGUCGUAUCAACGAAGGGAACGAGAAGGAGUUGAUCAUAGGGGAAUAUGAUUUCUUGCUGCCUCAGGAGCGAACGUUGAUGGUGGAAUUAAUGAAGAGGAAGCAUCGCGCCUACGCAUUUAGUGACGAGGAGCGUGGCAGGCUGGAUGUAGACAAGAUACCUAUGAUCCGCAUCCACACCGUGCCACACGAGCCUUGGAACAUGAGAGGGGCGCGAUAUCCCAAUCCUGACGAGGAAAGGAAGGUGGUGGAUUAUCUCGACGGCAAGAUAAGUACUCACGUCGCCGACUAUUCAAGUGGACCGUAUGUUUCCCCGUGGUUCUGCUUCAUUAAGCCUAACGGGACGCUGCGGUGGGUGCAGGAUUUGCAAAGACUGAAUGCAGUGACCGUGCGAGAUGCUGGAGGACUGCCGAAUGCAGACGCGCUGUCGGAAUCCUGUGCUGGAAGACCUAUAAUUUCGCUUAUAGACCUUUACUCAGGAUAUGAUCAGUUCCCUGUCUACUCGUCGGAUAGGCCGGUGACAGCUAUGCGCACGCCGCGAGGAUUAGUCCACAUGAACGUGGCCCCACAAGGGUGGACCAACGCAGUAGCAAUGGUCCAACGGGCCAUGAUUCGGGCCAUGCAGUCAGUCAGCCCCCAUAUCACACAGCCAUACAUUGACGAUUUGGCAGUGAAGGGGCCAACGAUGAAAGAGAGCGGCGAAGUCUCACCAGAGGUAAGGCGCUUUGUCUGGAAACACAUCCAGGACCUCGAAAAGGUCCUGAGCCUGCUGGAAGAGCAUAACCUCACGGCAAGCGGGGCCAAAUCCAGACACUGCAUGAGGGAAGCGACUAUCUUGGGGAUCGUCUGCAAUGAGAAGGGCCGAAGGCCGGAUGUGAAGAAGACGGACAAGAUUACUGAGUGGCCAGUUCCGUUCCACUCAAUAACUGAUGUCAGGAGCUUCCUUGGUACGUGUGGAUUUUGGAGGACCUUCGUCAAGAACUUUGCCGCUAAGACUGAACACCUGAGGAAGUUAGUCCGUCAGGAUCAGGAAUGGGUAUGGGGUGAGGAACAAGAAGAGGUGGUGGCAAAAAUGAAAGAGGAAUUCCGAGAAGGAGGGAGAUUUAUUUUGAGAGUGGAUCCGACCGCCCUGGCCUACUCUCUAAGGAAUUACGUUCCAUCGGAUCCGACGAUUGCCAGAUGGCUGACAUACAUCUGGAUGUUCAAUUUCGAAUUAGAACGGAUUCCUGGUAGUAAGAACCGGGCAGACGGGCUGAGUCGGAUCAACUGGGAUAAGCAGGAAGGGGAGGCGGUGGAGAAUACGCUCCCAGUUGAUGGAUUUCUGGAUCAGGAAGAAGAUGUUCGUCUUCAUAUCAACAAAUGGUCGUCGCGAGUGCCCAGCUGUGUAGGCUAUCCUAUCUGGCAAGCGCCAAAGGGGUAUGAAAGGAGGAAUGAGCUAGUCCUUAAGCCCUUUGAGGAAGAAGAUCCCUGGGGCGGUAAGGAUGUUCAAUGGAUGAUAGAGCUAGCGCUGGCCAGCUCGCAUAGCCUGGUGGAGGACAUGAGAACGAUUGAGGAAGGACCUGGCCAGGUAGAACGGCAUGAGGACCUGAUGGGAGAAAUGUAUCUACUCGUCAACACGUUAUUGCAGGAAGGCCUCGACCAGUCAGGCUCGUUGAACUCGACAGGAAAUGUGGACGGAAUGCCCGAGAGCCAGGACGACGAGUUCGAGGAAGGAGAGAUUAAGGAGGCUUUUCGUGCAGAGGAGUACGACGGGAUCUACCUAGAGUUGGGGCUUCUUUUGUCAUGGGAAAUGCGGCUAAGAGAUGCGAGCGAUAGGGCUCAAAGGAUGCUGCAGCGCUACUUAGUGCGAGACGGUCACCUUUUUGUGAGAAGGGAAGUGGGGAAUCCCAUGAGAGUCGUCUGCGGUAGGAAUCGUCAGAUCGACGUCGUAGCAGCGCUUCACGAUGGUAUUGCAGGAGGACAUCGAGGGGUACAAGCCACGUAUGCCAAGAUAAGUGAGCUGUACUACUGGGAUGGAAUGAUGGACAUGGUCGGAAAAUUUUGUCGAUCUUGCGUACCCCGCCAGGAGAGAUCCCGUUUAAGGCAGGGAGAGCCGCUGCAUCCAAGGUUAGAGCGAGAGGUAAGGGCCGUAGUGCAUCUCGAUCUGCUUUUUAUGCCACUUAGGGAUCAGGGCUAUAACUAUAUCUUCGAUGCGCGCGAUAUCCUGUCUGGGUUCAUAGACGGGCGAGCUAUUCGCACAAAGACCGGGUCAGUCCUGGUGAGCUGCAUCGAGGAGUACUACCUGCGUUAUCCUUUCGUCAGGGAAUUCUUAAUGGACAGGGGAUCAGAGUUUACCUGCCAUGAGGUGCAAGAACUGUUAGCAAGAUAUAGUAUGGCAGCCAACUACACCACGACCGCGCACCCCCAGACAAAUGCUCCCGUAGAGAGAGGACAUAGUACCAUUACGAACCUCCUGGCCAAAUGGACCGAAGGUAGGCCUAAUCAAUGGCCAAGAUACCUAAGGGCGACUUUCUUUGUCGAGAACAUUACAGUAAAGAGAUCCACCAAGUACGCACCUGCGACGCUGUGGUACGGAAGGCAUGCCACCUUCCCUAUCGAAAGCUUUCUUAAGAAGUGGAGGCGCCGGGAUCUGGAAGUCAACCUGUCAUUUGAAGAGUUGCUCGAUAUUCGGGCGCGGCAGGUCGGGGCGAUAGAAGAAAGGAUCCAGGAGGCAUCUGAUCAGGUGGCGAGAAGCCGUAUGAAUGAUAAGGCCCGAUGGGAUCAGUCUACGCGAGUGAGGAAAGUACCCUUGGCAGUCGGGGAUGUCGUGCUUCUCUACGAUACGUCGCUGGAGAAGCAGUGGUCCAGGAAGCUCGAUAAGAGAUGGUCUGACUUUACGAAGACAACCAUGCCAAGAGGAGGGAAGGGGACACGGCCGCCUAAGCGGCCGUUGGGCGCAUCAGGAGGAUAUGAGCGGCAUGGGCCUCACCAUCGGGAAAGUACUUUUUUCUACAAUGAUGGGGACAUCGAGCUAUUUCUGGACAGUUUCUGGGAGCAUGCGAGGCGUAUGGGAUGGACCGUCGCUCAGGCGAUUGAGAGAUUAAGGGGAGCAGGUAGGCUCGAAGAGCCCAUUGCCAGGAUUCGUAGGGAGGCGACGACGAGGCAGGAGGUGGAGAUGAAGAUGGAGGAGUUGCGACCCUUGCCUGUGGGACCUGAUGGCAGGCCGAUCCGCCUGCAGAUUGGAAAUGCGUCGGACUUCAUCCCCGCGUUUGAGUGGUUCAUGCAAGAGCAGGGCAUACCGAGAGAUGAUUGGAUGCAGACGCUACCACUCUGGACCAGGAAGGCGGAAAGGCCACUGGCUAUGCAGAUCAGGGAGAUGGCACGAGAUUGGGAGAGCUGCAGGGCACAUUUGAGAGAGGCCUUUCAACGGCCAGAGCUCCCUCAGCCCAAAGUUGAGAGGCGGCAGAGGAGUCAGACGCCGAGGGACCCUGAGCCCAGGGAGGCGAGACCAUCUCGAGGAGGACGGAAGGCCCUAGCCAGGAGAGAGCAGGAGCCAGAGGAUGAGGAGCGAGGGGGAUACCCUGAGUGUGGGUUGGGGCCAGGGGAGUUCCAUCGUUUUACUGAGGGUGGAUUGAGGAGGUCGCCAACACACACAGGGGAAGCCACCAGCAUCAGAGGGGCCCUUGAGGGAAUUGGAGAUGCAUUUAGAUAUUUCUCGGUGGAGGGCGUCGCUUCAGGGAGAGGAGCAUGGAGAGCAGGCAGAGGAGGUGUUACAAGGGGAGGUGCCACGAGAGGAGGUGCCACAGGGGGAGAUACCACGAGAGGAGAUGCCGCGGGAGGAGGUACCACAGGAAGAGAUCCGGGGCGGAUAGAUGAGAUACGGCAGGAGAGGCAGAGGUUGGAGGCAGCGGGGGAGCUCCCGGAGCAGCAGCAGGAGAGGCAGAGAUCGGAGGCAGCAGGAGCACUCUCGGGUCAGCCACCCAGCGCACCAGCUAGGGCCCCAGAGAUCCCUGAGAUAUGGGGGAACUUCUGGGAGCAGAGAGGAGAGGAGCUUCCAUCGCCAGUCAGAUCCGGGUUUGGGGUGGCCAGGAAGGCGGAAGAAAGGUUAGAUCGUAAAAUCAAGUUCCUGGCCAAGACCACUUUUGACCGGCACUUGUUAUUGGAGGGCGAUCUGGCGGGGAAGAAAAUGAAGGAGGCCAGCCAUGGAGUACGUCUGGAGGCUAUGGAGAUGGAAAUUCAGGAACUUAGGGCUUUGGUGGCCAGCCAGGCAGCUAUCAUUGAGAGCCUGAAGCAGCGAACCCAGCGAAAGGUUGACAGACCAGAGAGCAGCCGGCAGGGAGAGCAGAGGCAGCCAAGACAGGGACUGCCAGGACAGCGAUCUGCGACAGAGCCUCGCCAGGAGCCACCUAUGGGGAGGGUUAUCCUGGAGUCAGAGAAGGCGAGAGCACAGAGACAGGCGGAGAGAGAGGCAUUCGAGUUCAGAGCCCCUACUGAGCUCGCGACGCUGCCAGUAGCAACGGCGGGCCUAGUCGUACCUUUGGCAGUAGAGGAGGGACUCCCAAAAUCUAGCAGUGAGCCGGCUCAGGGCUCAGUAGAGGAAUUCAUGAGCGUGCUCCUUGAGGCGGUGCAUACUAUGCAGGAGGAGGUGAGUUUGUUUUCACCUGAGCAGAGGAUAGAGGAGUCUCUUGAGAGAGAGAUGAGGAUUGAGGAGGAGGGUGUCAUCGAGGGUAGACUCCAGAGGAUAGGCACACCUGAGUAUGGACCAGAGAAGAUUGAGGAGCAGCCCACGGGAGUGCCAGAGGCGACACUCGAGAGGAGGCCUCAGAGGUUGGACGCCCGAGUACGUCCUAGCGACAGAGGAUUUGAGAGGCAGACUAGGAUCUUGGGCUACUAGAUCUGGGUCUGGUGGACCGGUUCCGAGGACAGAGCAGCAGGAAGU